Messenger RNA from Oppia nitens, 609 nucleotides. RefSeq names its product ADP-ribosylation factor-like protein 1 (gene Arl1). NCBI's taxonomy places the organism in Eukaryota, Metazoa, Arthropoda, Arachnida, Sarcoptiformes, Oppiidae. The transcript is spliced from 4 exons. Gene Ontology annotation, molecular function: GTP binding; GTPase activity. The record is from RefSeq and is a predicted model, not a curated record. Gene Ontology annotation, cellular component: Golgi apparatus; cytoplasm. Gene Ontology annotation, biological process: intracellular protein transport; vesicle-mediated transport. The coding region runs from base 33 to 578 and encodes 181 amino acids.
AAUUUUUUUUUAUUUAAAAAAAACUAAAAACUAUGGGCGGACUACUAACCUAUUUUCGGUCGCUGUUGGGCUCCCGUGAGAUGCGUAUACUGAUCCUCGGUCUGGACGGCGCCGGCAAGACUACCAUAUUAUAUAGGCUUCAAGUCGGCGAAGUGGUCACUACUAUACCAACCAUCGGUUUCAAUGUAGAACAGGUAACCUAUAAGAACCUAAAGUUUCAAGUAUGGGAUUUAGGAGGACAGACAUCCAUACGGCCGUACUGGCGAUGCUACUACUCGAAUACCGAUGCCAUUAUCUAUGUAGUAGAUAGUAGCGAUAGAGAACGGAUAGGUAUAUCCAAACAGGAACUGGUAUCGAUGCUUGAGGAAGAGGAACUGAAAAAAGCUAUACUACUAGUAUUGGCCAACAAACAGGACAUGGAUCAGGCCAUGACCAUUGCCGAAGUCCAUCAGGCACUCGGAUUGGAUGCCCUGAAAAGUCGGACGUUUCAGAUAUUCAAGACAUCGGCCAUCAAAGGUGACGGUUUAGAUGAGGCCAUGGAGUGGCUGUCAAACGCGUUGACUAAUAAUAAUAAAUAGUGUUUUUUUUGUAUAUUAAUAAUAAUAAUUA